GCAUCGGACGUUAAUAUAUUUGUUGCCAUGUUUAGUCGUGAAAUGGGGACUGAUCUUGGAUGCCAGAUAUAUAAGUCUGGGAUGUAUGGCCGGAGGUAUCAAUGGAUUUACACAAUGGACACAGAAGACUGGUUAGAUGUAAUUAAAGCAAAGCAAUGUACUCCGGAAGAGGUACAAAUGGCAUUUGACGGUUCGAUCUAUAUCGGCAUGGACCUGCUAGGCUCUGAAAAUGCAACUGAUACCGGAAUGAAUUCCAGUGAAUAUAACACAAUGAUCCAGAGGAAAGCACGACUGGCGUAUCCAAAUGACACACGUUCCACGUCGCCGUGGUCCCCUCUAUCCUUCGACGCUAUGUGGACGAUUGCUCUUACGUUGAAUAAUUCCAUAACGAGGCUUGCUGAACGAAAUAGAUCGCUUGAAACGUUCUCAUAUCAGGAUAAUGUCACCAGUAGCGUAUUCUUUCAAGAAAUGAGAAAGUUGGAAUUCAUCGGUGUCACUGGCCCGGUGAUGUUUACAGACAGGGGUGAAAGGAC
Molecule: messenger RNA, 533 nt
Organism: Owenia fusiformis
Lineage: Eukaryota; Metazoa; Annelida; Polychaeta; Sabellida; Oweniidae
Source: the annotation of a GenBank genome assembly